AUGUGCAAGAGGUCCUUCUACCACUUUACUACUAGUGGCUCUCCUAAUACCACGGCUAAGUUUAAUGUAUAUAGUAACCAGGCUCACCGCGCCACUCCCCACUCGCAGCCCCGUGCCUUGCUCCUCUCCGACAUAGCAAAAAUAUUCAGCCCUACAGAGACUGAACGGUGCAUCGAGUCUCUAAUUGCUGUUUUCCAAAAGCAUGCUGGAAGGGACAGUAACAACAGCAAACUCUCCAAGGCCAAGUUCCUUAUCUUCAUGAAUACAGAGCUGGGUGCCUUCACAAAGAACCAGAAGUACCCUGGUGUCCUCGACCGCAUGAUGAAGAAACUGGACCUCAACUCUGAUGGGCAGCUAGAUUUCCAAGAAUUUCUUAAUCUUUUUGGCGGCCUGGCCAUAGCUUGCCAUGACUCAUUUAUUAAGUCUACCUCUUCCCAGAAGUAAAUCAGAGGAGUCUUUGGGCCUGGCCUCCAGCCCCACUCCCUUUCCUUCAG
Molecule: messenger RNA, 494 nt
Organism: Globicephala melas (long-finned pilot whale)
Lineage: Eukaryota; Metazoa; Chordata; Mammalia; Artiodactyla; Delphinidae
Source: RefSeq, a predicted model, not a curated record